CUAUAGAACUAGUACUGCGAGGCCAAUCAAUUAACUUGGAAAUUAAUCAAACACUCUUAAUCACAUCUUACCCCUAAAAUAUUCUUAUCCAAAAUGGGUGUUGAGAAUGGAGAUUUCUCCGUGAAUGUGACCAAUGAAGAAGUGGUGGCAGCAGUGGUACCAAUGCAAGAACAUUGGCUCCCACUCUCUAACCUUGACCUACUCCUACCUCCAGUUGAUGUAGGAGUCUUCUUUUGCUACAAAAACCCCAUAUCCACAACCUUAGGGGAUAAUGGCAACAAAAUGACCUUUGGAUCCAUGGUGGGGACUCUAAAAAAAGCCUUAGCACGAGCUCUAAUCUCUUAUUAUGUAUUUGCAGGAGAAGUUGUGCCUAACAAUAUGGGUGAACCCGAAGUGCUUUGUAAUAAUCGUGGGGUUGAUUUUGUUGAAGCUGUGGCAGAUGUUGAGCUAAAGUGCCUCAACUUUUACAACCCGGAUGACACCAUUGAGGGCAGGUUUGUUCCAAAGAAGAAGAAUGGUGUGCUGGCUGUCCAGGCAACUUCACUCAAGUGUGGCGGAAUAAUUGUGGCAUGCACAUUUGACCAUCGUGUAGCAGAUGCCUAUUCAACAAACAUGUUCCUUGUUUCAUGGGCCGAGAUGGCCCAGCCCACCAAGCCCAACAAUGCCGUCACCGCCGCCGCCGCAACCGCUUAUCGCCACCCAUGUUUCCGCCGUUCCCUCCUCAGCCCACGCCGCCCGGGUUCUAUCCACCCUUCUCUACACCACAUGUACACCCCCAUUUCCGAGUUCCCUCCUCCUCCGGCCAGCGCCGCCACCGCUCUCCUCAGCCGCAUAUACUACGUCAAGGCGGAGCAGCUCCACCGCAUGCAGUUUCUCGCCGCCACGCGCACAAAGCUCGAGUGUUUCUCCGCAUUCUUAUGGAAGAUGGUUGCACUUGCGGCUUCAAAAGAGGAAAAUGGUAAGAGGGUUGUGGCCAAAAUGGGCAUUGUGGUUGAUGGAAGGAAAAGGCUUGGCAACGGUGACAAAGAGAGUGAAGCAAUGAUGGAGUGUUAUUUUGGGAACGUGCUUUCCAUACCCUUUGACGGGAAACCGGUGCAGGAGUUGGUGGAGAAGCCACUAGGCUUUGUGGCGGAGGCGGUUCACGAGUUUUUGAUGGCGGCGGCCACCGAGGAGCACUUCUUAGGGCUAAUUGAUUGGGUGGAGGAUCACCGACCGGUCCCUGGAGUUGCUAAAAUUUAUUAUAGCAACACCAAAGAGGGACCAGCCUUUGUGGUGUCUUCCGGACAGAGAUUUCCGGAGGACAAAGUGGAUUUUGGGUGGGGGAAAGUUGUGUUUGCAUCAUAUCAUUUUCCUUGGGCUGGUGAAGCUGGCUAUGUUAUGCCAAUGCCAAGUCCUUUGGAGAAUGGUGAUUGGGUUGUGUACAUGCAUCUUGCAAAGAAGCAGUUGGAGAUCAUAGAAUCUGAGGCUGCUCAUGUCUUCAAGCCCUUAACGUGGGACUACCUUAACCAGUAAUAGUUGAUAUGGUGUUGAGCGUGUUGUUAAUGUACUAGUUAUUAUGUGUUUGUUUAAACGUUCAUUUAGUUGUUGUAACAAAAUUAUAUGUUAGUGGUUGGUCAAGUUUGUAAAGUGUGAAUUAAAUACGGUAUUUGGAAGGGUUUGCGUUUAGUUAA
Molecule: messenger RNA, 1670 nt
Organism: Glycine soja
Lineage: Eukaryota; Viridiplantae; Streptophyta; Magnoliopsida; Fabales; Fabaceae
Product: shikimate O-hydroxycinnamoyltransferase-like
Exons: 2
Coding region: 94-1512 (472 amino acids)
Molecular function (GO): acyltransferase activity, transferring groups other than amino-acyl groups
Source: RefSeq, a predicted model, not a curated record